CUGGCACAGCGAGAAGAAACAAAAAAAUUGCGGUGAAAGGAAGUUGUAGCGCCGCGCAGUGCAUUUUUUUCUGUAACAACAACAACAUCAUCAUCUCUACCUACAACAUCAAAAAUAACAACUUCAGAGAGAGAGCGCGCCAACAAUAAGAACAACAACAAAUACAGAAAAGAGGAGAGACAAGUACCGUUAGAAGAUAACGAAAUAAUUAUGAGUGUCGUCUGAGAGAGUAUGCCGUAGAAAUUACAAUUACAAGAAAAUCAGACACGAAAUAAAGGCAAUAAUAAACAUACUACAAUAGAGAGACAUAAAAAGAGCGUACGCCAGAAGAAGACAACAACAACAGCAACAGCAGCCGCACCUGACGAACAACAACUACCAACAACCACAAUCGACCACCUUUGGAGAGAGUGUCUCCGCUCCCGUUUGAAUGUGCGUGGGGUUCGUUCGCCAAAAAUAUAUCAAGUAGCAGAGAGAGAGCGAGAGAGAUUGACGACCAGACGACAACCAACUUAACGGUACCCAUCAGCAGCAGGCCAGCUGAGAGCGCUGAGCGCCAAAGGCAGGAAACACGCAGCUCUCUCUUAAUCUCUCUACGACAAUUCUGCAACAACAACAACUUGACCACUCGAAACGCUCCCCCCGUCCUACGUCAACCCCCACGCACGCACACACCCACACACACGAACCAUCACAGCAAAGUGAACGGUUUUUUUUUUGAUAGAUCGAUAGAACUGCUAUCGAUAAACGUAUAUAAAUAUCUAUAUAUACAUUAAGGAAGAGCGCGCAGAGUAUUUUGUUGAAAAAAUACUCGUGCCCAAACACACUCAGGAUAUGUACGGCAACAAUAAUCCGGGUAGUAACAAUAAUAACGGUGGUUAUCCCCCAUACGGUUACACCAAGUCGAGACAUCUCUUUCCACAGCCAUGGAGUAGCAGGAGUAACAGCUUGCCCCCCUAGCAAAUUGCGGAACCGAUUUCGAUUCCGUCAGAAGCGAAAAGACACACGAAACUCUUAGAUAGAUACUAUGUAGUAGGCAUUUUUUGUUGUCGCUCGAUGAAGGGCUAAAUGAAUGCUGAUUGAUCGCAUUGCGGGGGUCGGCUGAGACAAAAUGUUCUUGAAACGGGGACGCAUCGAACGCCUCGGUGGGCGUGGAUUUGGCAUGUCGCAUUCACUGCCAUCUGGAAUGUCACGUUAUGCGUUCUCACCACAGGAUACAGAAUUCUCAUUUCCAAGUUCCUCGUCCCGUCGCGGUUACAAUGAGUUUCCCGGCGGCGGUGGCAUUGGCAUUGGUGCCAAUGGCGGCAGUGCCAAUAAUCUUGGCGGCAACAUGUGCAACCUGCUGCCAAUGACCAGCAACAAUUCGCUUAGCAAUCUAUGCGGACUGUCGCUGGGCAGCGGCGGCAGCGAUGAUCACAUGAUGAUGCAUGAUCAACGAUCCAGCAACACCAAUCUGAUUGUGAACUACUUGCCCCAGGAUAUGACUGAUCGCGAGCUGUACGCCUUAUUCAGAGCCAUUGGACCCAUCAACACGUGCAGAAUCAUGAGAGACUAUAAGACUGGCUACAGUUUUGGUUAUGCUUUUGUGGACUUCACGUCAGAAAUGGACUCACAGCGCGCCAUCAAAGUUCUGAAUGGCAUUACGGUGCGCAACAAGCGGCUAAAGGUUUCUUAUGCUCGUCCUGGCGGUGAAUCCAUCAAGGAUACCAAUCUGUAUGUGACCAAUCUGCCGCGCACAAUUACCGAUGAUCAGCUGGACACGAUCUUUGGCAAAUACGGAUCCAUUGUGCAGAAGAAUAUCUUGCGUGAUAAGCUGACGGGUCGGCCGAGGGGCGUGGCAUUUGUGCGCUAUAACAAACGGGAGGAGGCACAGGAGGCCAUCUCGGCACUAAACAAUGUCAUACCCGAGGGCGGGUCCCAGCCGCUAUCCGUACGUCUGGCCGAGGAGCAUGGCAAGGCGAAGGCGGCGCACUUUAUGUCACAGAUGGGCGUGCCAGCGCCAAAUGCACCACCGCCGCCACCACCACCACCGCCGCAUAUGGCCGCCGGCUUUAACAACAUGGUUCACAGAGACGGAGCUAUGGAAAAAUUACGCUCAUUAUUCGAUGCUAUUUGCGAUGCUAUCUUUGGUCUCGAUAGUGACAACUUUGCCGAUUUGCUUGACGGACUGUACCGUAGGAAGUACCAUUAUCCCUACUUAUAAUUGACACCGCAUCAGCAGCAGCAACUACAACAACAUCAGCUGCAGGCGAUUGGCAAUAGCAACAGUAAUAACAACAGUAACACCAACAUUAACAAUAUGCUACUCUACCAUCAACAAUAUCAUCAACAACAACAAGAACUACAACGCCUGGGCAAUACUGCUGCUGCUCACAGUUUAAGCCCGAAUGGAGGAAACAACAACAACAACUGCAAUCAAUCCAAUAACAAUCACUCAAACAAUCAUUUGGAUGUAAUACGACAGAAUGGAGUCGCUGCUCUGAAUUAUCUUCAACAACAACUGCAAUUGCAGCAACCGCAAUCACAACAACCACUACUAUCACCACCACCGUACCAGCAACAGAUGAAUGGACACUCAUCCCGUCAACAACAACAGCAUAAGCAUCAACAACCCUCCAGUUGUGGCAGUUUGAACAAUGGUCACACCAACAACCAUGCCAACAGCGACAGCAAUGAGAUGCUGCACAGCAUUAAAUCGAGCCAAAUCAACAAUUAUACCAACAGUGGUAUAAACCAAAACAACACCAGUUACACCAAUAAAAGUAGUAGUGGCCUGCCACUCACAAACAGCAGUAACAGUGGCCUGGGACUCAACAAUAGUUGCACCAACAACAGUGGCAAUGGUCUGUCACUCACCAACAAUUACACAAACAGCAGUAAUAGUGGGCUGGCACUCAACAACACCCACUCCAACAACGGUGGCAGUGGUCUGGCACUCAACAACAGUUACGGCAACAUUAGUGGAAAUAACCUGGCACUCAACAAUACCAGUAGUUACACCAACAACAGUAACAGUGGCCUGUCACUCAAUAACACUUGCUCCAACAACAGUAGUAGUGGUCUGGCCCUCAACAACAGCUUCCCCAACAAUAGUGGGAAUAGUCUGUCACUAACCAACAGCUUUACCAACAAUAGUAGCAGUAACAGUGGUCUAGCGCGUCACAGCAAUUCAGGUCACACUGGCAGCUACACCAACAAUCAGAACAAUAGCCGCACAGGCAUCUCCAAUAGCUGUAGCAACAACAGCAAUGGCUUGCCACACAACAACAGUCAUAGCAAUCAGAGCAACGGCAGCCAUAGUCUUCGCUUACCACAGCAGGAGUUCAGCUUCAAUAUAUCGACCACUGAACGAGAGCUGCAGCAGCAAACACUCAAGCUGCAGCAACUGCACAUCAGCAACAGCUUCCAUGCAGCAUCAGCAGCAACAAGUGAAGAAGCAACAACAGCCACCAUAGCGACAACUACAGCCAAUCACUCAUCAAAUGUUAACUUCCUCUGGCGUACAUAGCCUCGAACGUUGAUUUAAAAAAGAUAAUAUAUAUAAAAAAAUGAUUUAUAUAUAUAUGAAACCCUUAUAUGGAGCAUCUUAGUGGCAGUUUCCAUCGAAACCAUUUAUACAUAUAUAUAGAUACGUAACCCAAAUUUGUAUGUUCUCAAACCCCGAUACCUUUUUUGUGUAUGUUCCUCAUUCGAACUUUUAUGUUGUAGUACGUUUUUUUUUCUUUUUGUGCUUUUUUUUGGGAUGAAUCUUUUUUUUUCUUUUUGUAACUAGUUGUAAGACAAGACAAGUAUAUAUAAAAAGAUACAUAACUAUAUAUAUAUAUAGAUCGAAAGAUCAAGAUCGAAGAAAAAAGCGAUCAUUUUUUUUUGCGUACACUUAGAGAAAGAACUACGAAAACACAUUUUUUUGUCACAUAUUUAUAAUUAAAAAUAAUAUAUAUAAAAAAGAAUAUAUACAGAAAUAUAUAUAUACAAAAACACUCACAUAUAACUAUAUAUCUAAUACCACAUAGCAUACUUGUAGGCGUGAGGACAUAAGCUCUGUUUUUUUUUUCAACGUGUCUGAAACUGAUUUUUUUGGCGCGAACUAUGCCGCAACAACGUACACGAAUUUCGUGUAUGUUUAUAGCUGAAGUUAAUCCAGAUACUAUAUGAUUAUCUUAUAAAUAUUGUUUUUUUUUUCCUAAUUUAUAAUCCAAUUUUUUUGUCUAUUCAAUAUAUACUGUAACCGUAAUGGACUGGAAAGGCGGCUGUGCAUGCUCAAGUUUUCAGGCUGUUUAAGAA
Molecule: messenger RNA, 4284 nt
Organism: Drosophila obscura
Lineage: Eukaryota; Metazoa; Arthropoda; Insecta; Diptera; Drosophilidae
Product: protein sex-lethal
Exons: 10
Coding region: 1112-2203 (363 amino acids)
Biological process (GO): alternative mRNA splicing, via spliceosome; sex determination
Cellular component (GO): cytosol; ribonucleoprotein complex
Molecular function (GO): mRNA binding
Source: RefSeq, a predicted model, not a curated record